GAGCGCGAGGCGCUUUGGUCUCACUCACAGUGCAGGAUACUUUAACUUCACUUCUCCUCUCCGUUAGGAGUCAAUGUUAAUCUAAACAGCUAGAGCGCGAGACCUCGGUCAUGUCUUUGGCGGAUCAGAGUCUGCAGUUUUUCCCGGUGAGCGCGCGGGUGUCGGUUCUCCGGGCACGAGGCCUCCGGAUCAAAGGGAAGGAUGGCACCAACGAUGCGUACGCGACGCUACAAGCGGGUCGCGAGACGUUCCGCACACCGGUGGCGGAGAAGCACACGGAGCCGGUGUGGGGCGGGGACGAUGCCGCCUUCAUUUUCACUGAACAGGACGGCGUCCCGCUGCAGGUGCGCGUGCUACACCGCGUCCCGCUCGGAGCGGACAAAGUACUCGGACUGACCGUCGUCAAUGUGCACGAGCUCCGGCAGGACAGCGCGCGCGAGAACCCACAGUGGUUUAAGCUGUUAAAUAAGACGGGGAAAGCCGAUAAGGAGCGCGGUGAGGUUCUGCUGGACAUUCAGUUCCUGAAGAGCAGCAUGAGUGUCAGCAUGAUUGACCUCUCUGACAAAUCACACUCGCGCCUUGGAAAGUUCAAGGACAAACUGCGGGCCAAAAAGAAAGAAGGGCUGAGCGACUCAGCCUCCGCGAUUUUGCCUUCGGUCAGCCAGGUGUUGACGGACAGUGAGGAAGAACUGGACAGAGAGACGGAGGGAGAGUCGACAAAAAAGAAGAAGAACAAACUAAAGUCUCUUUUUGUUCCUAAAUCCAGCAUGAAGCGCAACUCCAUGUCUCAAUCCAUGUCCUCAUUAGGGGCACUUCCUGAUAAAAACUCGUCCAUCAGCUCGAGCACGUCCUCAGGCCUCAAUGUGGAAUCAGAAGGGAAGAAAAAGAAGAAAUUUACCUUUUUAACACACAAACGGAAUGGCAGCACAGACAGCAAGACAUCCACUCAUAAUAACGCCACCCUUGGCUCGACCAAUCAGAAUCCUCCAUCACCGAUUGAUAUCUGCAUUAAUGGUAGUCAUGUUUACAGAGAAGAAACCCAAAGUGAAGAAGUGCAGGAAAUGGAGGAAGAGGAAGAGGAGGGAGAUAAAGAGGAAGAAGAGGAGAGAUGGCGAAGAGAGGAAGUAGAACGGGAACGACUGGAGGAGGAGAGAAAAAGAAAAGAGAAAGAAGAGCAAAGGAGAAAGGAGGAGGAAGAAAAAGAAAGGAUAAGGAGAGAGAGAGAGAAAGAGGAGCACAGGAGAAGAAUAGAGGAGGAAGAAAAAGAGAGUAUAAGGGUGGAGAGAGAGAAGGAAGAACAAAGGAGAAGGAUGGCAGAGGAAAAAGAACGGAUAAGGAUGGAAAGAGAGAAGGAAGAAGAAAGGAGAAGGAUGGAGGAGAGAGAAAAAGAGAGGAUAAGAAUGGAGAGAGAGAAGGAAGAACAAAGAAGGAUUGAGAAGGAAGAAGAAAGGAGAAGGAUGGAGGAGAGAGAAAAAGAGAGGAUAAGAAUGGAGAGAGAGAAGGAAGAACAAAGAAGGAUUGAGGAGGAAGAAAAAGAAAGGAUGAGGAUUGAAAGAGAGAAGGAAGAACAAAAGAGAAGGAUGGAGGAGGAAGAAAAAGAGAGGAUAAGGAUGGAGAGAGAGAAGGAGGAACAAAUGAGAAGGAUGGCAGAGGAAAAAGAACGGAUAAGAAUUGAAAGAGAGAAGGAAGAAGAAAGGCGAAGGAUGGAGGAGAGAGAGAAAGAGAGGAUACGAAUGGAGAGAGAGAAGGAAGAACAAAGAAGGCUUGAGGAGGAAGAAAAAGAAAGGAUGAGGAUUGAAAGAGAGAAGGAAGAACAAAAGAGAAGGAUGGAGGAGGAAGAAAAAGAGAGGAUAAGGAUGGAGAGAGAGAAGGAGGAACAAAGGAGAAGGAUAGAGGAGGAAGAAAAAGAGAGAAAGAGGAUAGAGAAAGAGGAACAGCAGAGAAAGUUGGAGGAGGGAGAAAGAAUGAGGAUGAAGAGAGAGAAGGAAGAACAGAUGAGAAAGUUGGACGAGGGAGGAAAAAGAAAGGAAGAGAGGGUGGCAGAAGAGCUGAGGAGAAAGAUGGAGGAGGGGAAUGACAGGAAGAAGGCUGAGGAAGAAGAGAAGAUGAGGAUUGCUGAGGAGGGAAGGAUGAAGGAAGAGAAGAAAAGAGCGGAGAGAAAACGCAUGAUGGAGGAGGAAGAAAAACAGAAAGAGGAGAAAAGGAUUGCAAUGGAGAGAAGGUUAGCAGAUGAGAAAAAAGCCAGGGAGGAAGAAGAGAGAAGAAUAGCAGAAGAGAAGGAGAAACAGCAUAAGGAAGAAGAACGAGUUCGAGAGGAAAAAGAGAGGAAGAGGGCAGAGAUGGAGAUGAAGAGAAAAGAAGAGGAGCAGGAAAGAAGGAAUAUGGAGAUGGAGGAUAAGAAAAAGAAGGAAAAACAGAUGAGAGAAGAGCAGGAGAGAUUAAGAAAAGAAGAAACUGUAUUUGAAGAAAGUGUCAUCUCACAAUCCACUGACUUCCCUCGUUCAGCCAGAAUCUCCAUGAAACCGAGCGUGUCCGUCUCUGCAACAGUUUCUCAGUUGACUAUGACGAACACCAACCCCUUUUUGGAUGACGAUUUAGAUGCCAGCAUUUCAGAAAACACCAGUGUUGAAGAGGCAACUGCUAAAAAAGGACGUGCCCCAUUACCUAUACAGUUGACUGGGCCAGAUGUUUGCUCCAGAGCUGUUUCUAAACAGCAUUCGAAUUUAAAAGAAGUCUCAAAACGUCCAGCACCUCAACCACCAGGUACACUGAAGAUGACCAGAGAAGUGACGGUCAAAGAAAACACAGAUCAAGCAGGUCUCAGUCAAGGAGCAAAGAAAACCCCUGAGAGACAUCAUGAGAGUAAAGUCUUGUCAGUCACUCAAGAUGUCACACAAGUUAAUACUAAUCCUUUCACAUGUGAUGGACCAGUGGCUAUAAAACACAACAAGACCCCAGCACCAAAACCAAGAAGUGGGAUAUCCGUGUCUGAAGAUAGGCCAAGAAAUGGUGGCAAAAACCUAACAGAAAGUACUGCUCACCUUGAAGAAAAAGCAAGUGCUUCUAAUAGCAAAGGUAAUCCACCAAACUGGAAACUGUUGAAAGCCUCAAAUGAUAUUACAGUUGAAUAUGUCAAAAGUGACCUUACUGAUGAUCUGUCACGAAGAGAACAUCAUCUGGAGGAUGCAGUUGAGCCUGAAUCUGCAAAGCCAAAUUCUCCUUCACGUCUCAGUCAGGAUUUGUGUCCAGAACCUCUGGUUUCCCCCACUGAUGGACUGCCAAGCAUGGAAAGAUCCCAAAAGAAGUCUCGAGCCCCUCUUCCUCCAGUUAAACCUAAAAGAACUGAAGAUCCAAGCACUCCACACCAGCAGCCAUCUCUUCCAAACAAGACUAACCUUGAACAAGCCCAAGAGAACCAUAGUAAUAAGAAGGACCAAGAUAACACAUCGGUUUCUAGUAAUGAAAUAGCUGCAAUCAGCACUCCAUCAUCCACAGUUUCAUCCUCAGUGUUCACGCCACUUGCUGAGAAAUCACAGGUCAUGAAACCUUGUGCUACUGAGUCAGUGGAGACGGGUUCUGGUUCUGGGUCUAUGACUUUGCCAUGGGCUAAAAUGGUACCCAGUGAUGCAGGUGAAGUAAGAGAACAAGUUGCUCCCACCUCAGUAAUCAGGCAGCAUGCUGUAAAACCCCUGAGUGCUGCAGAGAAUCGGCCUGAAACUCAUGAAUCUCGAGUAACUGACAACAUACAGCCCAAAACAAAGGCUGCAGAAGCAGUGACGAAAGGCCCGUAUUCUCAGUUGACGCAGACCGAGCUGAUCUCUCUGGCGUUGCGUCAACAGGAACAGCUUUCAAAGCGUGAUGCCAGGAUCCAGGAGCUGGAGCAAUACAUCGAUGACCUGCUGGUGCGUGUGAUGGACGAAAAGCCAAGCAUUCUGAUGAGCAUGAACACAAAGAACAAAUCGAUAUGAGCACUCAAACAAUAGGAGGUGCUGAAGAAAGCAUGUAGAGAGUGAAUUAAUACUUACAUACUGACUUUCGGGAAGAUGAACUCUGACAACGCUAAGCUAGACUUUGCUAGUAUAGCUCUCACUACAGUGCAAAGUCAAUGGUGUUAAAGUCUUUAUUACUGAGAUAAAUACAUAAACAUGGGAUUUAUUCCCCCUCACAUUCAUAAACCUCUGCUCUUACUACAUAUCAUGGGACAGAAUAAAAUGUGUAACGUUGUCUUUCUACUGUUUCCUGUUUUCAAAGUUCACAAAGUUAAAGCUUUGUUCACUAGUGCACAGAAAAAGAGCUCUUUGUACCUACUGUGUUUAAUAGUUCCUUUUUUUUGUGAAAUGGGGGAAAGUCACACCUAAAACACACAGUAUAUUGCCUUAUUCAUUGUGUAAUAUGCCUGCAAUGAGUGCAAUACUGUACCCUAAAGCACUUUAAUCAGAGACAUUUUCUCCUUUUUGAAAUCUGUAAAUAUUAAUGAUUAUUUGUACUUUAUACCUUUUCAUUUGAACAUUAUAAGUGAUGUUAUCUUUCACUCAGAAAUAAAGAAUUUUCUUUGCA
This is a messenger RNA of Ictalurus furcatus (blue catfish), 4557 nucleotides long. RefSeq names its product RAB11 family interacting protein 1 (class I) b (gene rab11fip1b). The coding region runs from base 111 to 3968 and encodes 1285 amino acids. The transcript is spliced from 6 exons. Gene Ontology annotation, cellular component: intracellular membrane-bounded organelle. Gene Ontology annotation, molecular function: small GTPase binding. Gene Ontology annotation, biological process: regulated exocytosis. The record is from RefSeq and is a predicted model, not a curated record. NCBI's taxonomy places the organism in Eukaryota, Metazoa, Chordata, Actinopteri, Siluriformes, Ictaluridae.